Molecule: messenger RNA, 765 nt
Organism: Drosophila willistoni
Lineage: Eukaryota; Metazoa; Arthropoda; Insecta; Diptera; Drosophilidae
Exons: 3
Coding region: 365-670 (101 amino acids)
Source: RefSeq, a predicted model, not a curated record
GCGCCGCAUUGCAAAGCCCGAAAGGCAUUCUGCGGAACUGAUACAGCGGGCGUCCCGGGAUGGUAAACGCCGUGUAUUUCCGACUUUCCACCUCCAACUCUACCUGCCAGAACGCGUGCCUUAGGUCAACACUACUAAUGAAGAUCGUAUCCUCCACCCGGCUCAGAAUGGACUCAAUAUUUUGCAACGGGUUUCUGCACCAAUGUUACCCUAUUGUUCCACGGGCUUUCGCUCAGUUCGAUCACUCCCAAUUUGAGCAUUUCGUCGACCUCUUGGAACAACAACUUCUGCUUUUGUGGUGAUACUGGAUAGAAUCUCUCUUUCACUGGCACUGUAUCCAGCAGUUGGAUCGUGUGCUCUUCUAAUGUGGUACGUCCGAGUCCGCCUGAAACUUCUCACAGACUUCUGCCAGGACCUCUUGUUGCGUCUCGUUGAGGACAUGUGGUUCCACCGGCUCCUUUUUGGAAUUAAACUCCUCAUCCUCAAUGGACAACUCCUCUACUCCCAAGAGAUCAGGUGCGAGCUCGAAUUUGCGGCAGAAAUCUAUGCCUUUGACGCAGUGACGGGCACAGUUUAUUCACCAGCUCUUCACAUCCGUCGCCCAGGAAACUCACUGAAGCUCCCGUGUCUAGCAGACCUUCUACGUGAAACUAUUGCAUCUUUACCGUAGCGAAUGCCUGAUUCUCCUUUUGCCUUGGCACUGCUUCUAAGGCCGAACAAACCUCUUGGCGUUUUGUUCUUCGUUGUCUGUACCGCUCUCUCACA